Molecule: messenger RNA, 975 nt
Organism: Penicillium odoratum
Lineage: Eukaryota; Fungi; Ascomycota; Eurotiomycetes; Eurotiales; Aspergillaceae
Product: putative JmjC domain protein
Exons: 2
Molecular function (GO): 2-oxoglutarate-dependent dioxygenase activity
Source: RefSeq, a predicted model, not a curated record
ACUAAUCCGUAUUUCGCGGAUUCAUUUUCCACUUCAGUCUCCGUCAUGCUCAGACCUGUUCGCUUUAAUCUGCGCUCAAGCUUCAAUACACGCGCAUUCUCUGCAUCGACAGUUCACACAUACAACUCCCUUGAUGCCCUCAAAGAUGCCCACGUCGAUACCUUCCGACAGCAAUGCUUCAGUCCAGAGCAACCCGGCUUACUCCCGCGUUCUCAGUUUCGUGACCUGCCCGCCCUAAACAACUGGUUUCAAAGCUCCCCAACGACCGCGACUCGCCUGAACGACGAAUAUUUACGAACCCAUGCCUCCAACGCCUUCGUUCCCCUUGAACUAACCGAGAACACCUCGCGAGCCCCUACAGAUGGCACAGAACCAGGAGCGACCGAGGCAGUGAACUUCCGGAAGUUCCACGCGCCGCUUACUCUCUUUCUCGACUGGGUGCGCAUGGCAGAAAUAUCUCCACAACCCGCUCAACUAUAUCUCGCGCAGUGUCAACUGAUGGAUCUCCCGCCCGUACUGCGCGACGACUUUCCGACGCCGCAGAUUGUUGUGCAGGCCGGCAAGGGAGAUGUGUACGAUACAAAUGUGUGGAUUGGACAUCCGCCUACAUAUACCCCGCUCCACCGGGACCCAAAUCCCAAUUUAUUUGUGCAGCUUGCUGGGCAGAAAGUGGUGAGGCUUCUGGCCCCAGCGGAGGGACAGGUGUUGUUCGCUAGGGCGCGGAGGGAACUGGGUCAAAGUGGUGGCAAAGAUGCAGCGGCGUUUCGAGGCGAAGAGAUGAUGCAAGGCCAGGAACGAGCCUUGUUAGACGACAUGGUAUGGGGUGUGUCGGCUUCUGCUGGUCCAGAAUCCGGGCAUCGGUACGAAGUACAUCUUGAGGCUGGAGACGGUCUCUUUAUUCCCAAGGGUUGGUGGCAUAGCAUCAAGGGAAUCGGAGAAGGGGUCACUGCCUCGGUGAAUUGGUGGUUUCGAUGA